AUGCGCCAGCGAACCCAGCUCGACCAUCUCGAGGGCGGCAGCCCCCACGGCAUGCUCGACGACGGCAAAAAGUACGACAAACGACGGAGGCGGCCGUGGCAGGUCUGCGGCGGCGUCGUCGCCGCGUUCGUGGUCGCCUACCUCAUCUUUUUUCACGCGCUGGGCCCGUCGGGCCGCGAGCUGAAGCGCCUGGAAAAGACGAAGCGGAAAGCGGACAAGCCCGUCAAGCACGUCGAGCCGCCGCCGAGCAAGUGGGACCACCACCACCACCACGGCGCGGUGCAGCCGCUCGCGGAGUCGGUGACGGCCGAGUUCCACGCGGCGGCGGCGGCCGCGCUGCGCGGCGAGCUCGCCGACACGUUUUCGCGCGUCCAGGCGCGCGUCGCGGCGCGGAAGCAGAAGCGGCCGCCGCCGCCCGCGGGCGACCCGCUCGCCGUCGCGCCGGAGCCGCGCGCGAUCGCGCUCGAGGCCGGCGAGCUCCAGCGGCGGCGGAGCCCGGGCAUGCGGGGCACGCCCAUGGACGGCGGCGUGUCGGCGCAGGCCGUCGACGUCCUCGGCCGGCGCCUCGCGGCCAUGACCCGCGAGGACGCGCGGCAGCAGCUCGUCGACGCGCCCGAGAGCCCGCUCGCGGACUCGCCGCGCGACCGCUACCGCGCCAACGACUUCUGCGACGCGCCGCCGGCCGCGCGGCCGAAGAACGGCGUGCGCGUCGUCUCGCUCAACGUCUGGCAGCCCGCGGCGGACACGUGGGCGACGCGGCGCGCCGCGCUCGCGGCGCUCCUCAAGGGCGCGGCGCCCGACGUCGUCGCGCUGCAGGAGGUGCGGGGCCAGGGACGCUCCGGCGGCACCUGGGCCGCGGAGCUCGCGGCGGAGCUCGAGUCCGCGGGCUACGCGAUGCCGCACGCGGCCUACGUGCCGGGCACGGGCGACCACGGCAUCGGCGGCCGCGCGCCCGACGGCUGGACCGAGGAGGGCGUCGCGGUGCUGAGCCGGUUGCCGCUCAACGACUUUUACGCCGAGACCUGCGCGAUGCCGCCGCUCGCGCGAUCCAGCGACCGGAACCCGCGCACGGCGCUCGGCGUCGUCGCGGAGACGCCGCUCGGCGCGCCGCUCCGCGUCGUCGCGACGCACCUGAGCUACGACCGGCUCCAGCAGUGCUCGAGCGUCCAGGAGCGGCUCCGGCCCUGGCUCGACGACCUCUGGGCCGGCUACGACGACGACAAAGAGAACACGCUCGGCCAGGUCGUCGUCGGCGACCUCAACACGUACCCGGACUACGAGUGGCCGACGGACGCGCUCACGCUGUCGGCCCCCGUCGCCGCGGCCGUCGGCGGGCCCUGCGACGAGGACCACGCCACGCGCGAGAAGAACGUCGCGGCGCUCGCCGCGGACGUCGGGCGCCGCGCGGAGCCCGCGCCGAAGCCGCGCGCGGAGCCGGACUUUUUCGACGCGUGGGAGGCGGCCCGCGGCGCGCACGAGGCGGGCUUCACGUUCCCGAACCCGGAGACCAUGGACCUGGACCCGGCGCGGCCGGACCGCGUCCUCGUGCGGUCGACGAAGCUCCGCGCGGACCGCGCGUGGGUCCUGGGCUGCGACGAGGUCCCCGGCGCCAAGGGCCACCGGCCCAGCGACCAUCGGGUUUUGGUCGUGGACCUGGUGCCCGUCUAA
This is a messenger RNA of Aureococcus anophagefferens, 1668 nucleotides long. RefSeq lists its product as hypothetical. Gene Ontology annotation, molecular function: single-stranded DNA binding; 5'-tyrosyl-DNA phosphodiesterase activity. Gene Ontology annotation, biological process: double-strand break repair. Bases 1 to 1668 code for a protein of 555 amino acids. Gene Ontology annotation, cellular component: cytoplasm; PML body. The transcript has a single exon. The record is from RefSeq and is a predicted model, not a curated record. Lineage: Eukaryota; Pelagophyceae; Pelagomonadales; Pelagomonadaceae.